UGUGUUAAAAGCUUAAAUUAGCUUGUGGAAAAUUAGUUUGUGUUCCCAGGGACAAAUUUUACCCUCCUGUUGCAUCGUUUUGCAGUAACUCCACAUCUGCAAUUUGAAUAUUUUUAACAGUAAACACAAUAUAAAUAAUACUAGAUAUGACAGGCUUUGGGGAUACGCGAGAGUACUUUGAUUUCGUAGCAGCCUGUGUGUGUGUGUGUGUGUUUGUUUACACAAACCAGAGGAAGGAAGAAAACCUGCGGGAUUAGGAUAGUCCAUUUUGGUGGUUGUUGCAUUGCGUAGAACCGAGUUAAAAACUCUUGAACGAUCUGCACUUAGAAACCUGGCCAGAGAGAGCGCAGCGGCGGCGCUUGGUGGAGGAAGUGUAUGCACUCAUUUGAUAAAUUACUUAGCUUCCAGCGGGGACAGACCCCUUUUGCGGUCUGGUUUUAUUAUUCGUCUUUAAUCCCGGGCCAAUCACCAGGUGUAUUCCGAAGGAUUAUUUGUUUCUCGCCAAUUUGUUUCUGAGCACACAGCUUUCAGUCCCUGAAUGAAUUCUACUGAGCAACAUCUUUCAUUAUUUAAAAAAAACCUGAAAAUCCAACUUGCUAUCUGUCCACCAGCUUUUCGCCUCCCCAGAUAAAAAAUAAAGACAUGGAGACAUUCUUCAAAAGACAUUUCAAGAAGUCAAAACCCACCGCAUCUGGUUUCAGGUUGCCGAGCAGUUGCAGGCGGACAGGUAGGCGCUUGAGUGGAGCAGUGCCCGGCAGUAAAGUGAGGCGCCGUUCAAGUGCUGGGAUGCCCUCAGCAAUGCUGAUGCAGAGACGCAGGUCCAGCGUGCAGAUGCACGGGCUGAGCCUUCACUCAGCCUCCAAAGGCAGGAGAGGGCGCCGAAGAUCCAGCACCACUACCCUCCCCCUCAACCCCAGGUAUGCAGUCAAGAAAAGGUGUGAUGGCAAGGUGCGAACUAUCGACACCCACCUGCUUGGGCCCUCCAUGCUGCUGGCCAGCUUGAUUCAGAUGACCGAGGAGGAAGAGGGUGUGGCUGAUGGAGACAAUGAGGCACAUGCUUCGGGGAUGGCCAUCAGCCUUGACCACAAGGACAACAAGUGCUCUUCGGGAGAGUCAGGUGCCUUUCAGUCUUCAUCCACGGGUAGUAGCUGGAGUGAGCUAGAGCAAUUGGACAGGAAGAUGGGCAGUUGCACCCUUUCUAAGGUUUCAGAGACAUUCCAACCCUCAGCUUUGCACUACAGGCCAGCCUACACCAAACGUUUGAUCAGGGCUCCUCGCUGUUUGAGACGGAACUCUUCUCAAGCCCUUUCCGCAGAGUCAGACGCUCCUGGGUUAUGUGGAGGCUACAGGACUUUGAGUCAGCGCCGGCAGUCAAGUGCUUCCCGGGUACAAGCAGCAGCCUCCAAGCCUACCGCACCACAUGGUUCCCGAAUGGGGAGCAGACGGCCCUCACUGAAUGUCAGGAGGGCCUCCUGCACUUAUCUUCCACCACGCUGGAGGCAUGGCGUACGCAGAAACUCACUUAGUUUGAUGCACAGGAAGUACCCGGCUAAGCACCCUACAGCAUGGAGCAACUUCCUGUCAAAAGCUAUUGCAAAGUCAGGAUUACAGCACCUGGUAGCUCAGCCAAACCCAAGCACUGUCCUUCGGCACAACGCUGACCGUGAAGUGCGCAGCACAGUAGAUUGGACGGAAAAUGCACUGUAUGGUGAACAUGUUUGGUUCGAGACCAAUGUAUCUGGAGACUUCUGUUACGCUGGGGAACAAAACUGUGUUGCAAAAUUGCUGCAGAGAUCGGUGUCACGGAAGAAAUGUGCUGCUUGCAAGAUCGUGGUUCACACAGUCUGCAUUGAGCAUAUAGAGAAAAUAAAUUUUAGAUGUAAACCAACAUUCCGGGAGUCUGGAUCACGUAAUGUUCGAGAGCCCACGUUUGUCCGGCAUCAUUGGGUUCAUCGGAGGCGGCAGGAAGGGAAGUGCAAGCAGUGUGGCAAGGGUUUCCAGCAGAAGUUUACAUUUCAUAGUAAGGAGAUUGUAGCAAUCAGCUGUUCCUGGUGUAAACAAGCAUAUCACAACAAGGUGACCUGCUUCAUGCUACAGCAGAUUGAGGAGCCCUGUACACUGGGUGCCCACGCUGCAGUCAUUAUUCCACCAACAUGGAUCAUUCGGGUCAGGCGGGCUCAGAAUUCACUGAAAUCAAGUAAAAAGAAAAAGCGAACCUCUUUUAAAAGGAAGUCCAGUAAGAAAGGAGCUGAGGAAGGAAGAUGGAGGCCUUUUAUCAUAAAACCCAUCCCCUCUUCACUGAUGAAGCCGUUAUUGGUGUUCGUUAAUCCAAAGAGUGGGGGAAAUCAGGGAGCGAAGAUUAUCCAAUCAUUCAUGUGGUAUCUGAAUCCAAGACAAGUGUUUGAUAUGUGUCAGGGAAGUCCAAAGGACGCGUUGGAAUUAUACCGAAAGGUUCAGAAUUUACGAAUUUUGGCCUGUGGAGGUGAUGGGACUGUGGGUUGGAUUCUUUCCAUUCUGGAUCAAUUGCAGCUGAACCCUUCCCCUCCAGUUGCUGUACUUCCUUUGGGAACAGGGAAUGAUCUUGCCAGGACCCUAAAUUGGGGUGGGGGAUAUACAGAUGAGCCAGUUUCCAAGAUCCUGUCCCAUGUGGAAGAUGGAAACAUUGUGCAGUUAGACCGAUGGAAUCUGAGUGUGGAAAGAAACACAGACGCAGUUCCAGAUGAGCGCGAUGAAACAGCAGCUGAAAAGCUUCCACUUGAUGUUUUCAACAACUACUUUAGCCUUGGCUUCGAUGCACAUGUGACUCUCGAGUUUCACGAGUCCAGAGAGGCUAAACCAGAGAAAUUUAGCAGUCGAUUUUGGAAUAAAAUGUUCUACGCUGGGACAGCAGUUUCAGAUUUCUUAACGGGAAGUUCCAAGGAUUUGGCCAAGCAUAUUAAGGUGGUGUGUGAUGGGACAGACCUGACAUCAAAAAUUCAAGAUUUAAAACUACAGUGCAUUGUCUUCCUGAACAUUCCAAGGUACUGUGCUGGCACUGUGCCAUGGGGAAAUCCAGGUGAACAUCAUGAUUUUGAGCCACAACGUCAUGAUGAUGGGUGUAUCGAGGUGAUUGGCUUCACAAUGGCAUCUUUGGCUGCUCUGCAAGUUGGUGGACAUGGGGAGCGUCUCAACCAGUGCCGUGAAGUGACGCUAACGACAUACAAGUCGAUUCCGAUGCAGGUUGACGGGGAGCCGUGCAAGCUUGCACCGUCCAUCAUUCGGAUCUCAUUGCGGAACCAGGCUAACAUGGUACAGAAGACCAAGAGGAGGACAUCCAUUCCCCUGCUCAAUGAUCAGCAGACGAUAUCCGAACGGCUGAAGAUAUGUGUGAAUCGGAUCAGCAUGCAUGACUAUGAAGCCUUGCAUUACGACAAGGAGAAGCUGAAAGAAGCCUCUGUGCCCUUGGGCAUCAUUGUUGUCCCUGGAGACAGUGACCUGGAGAUCUGCCGCACCCACAUUGAGAGGCUUCAGGAGGAUUUCCCCCUGGUUCAUCCCUCGCUCCAGCAUCUGAUGUUGCAGGAAGAUGAUGGCACCAAGUCUAGAACCUUAUCUUCACAGAAGCUGUCCCCAAAAUGGUGUUUUCUGGACUCCACUACUGCCGACCGGUUUUACAGAAUAGAUCGAGCGCAGGAGCACUUGCACUAUGUGACUGACAUUUCCCAAGAUGAACUCUUCAUCCUGGACCCAGAGCUUGUAAUCACAGAAACGGUGGGAACGUCGCCAGGAAUGCCUGAUUUAGUUGGAUCAUCUGACUCCUUUGCCUUUCCAUCUUCCUCCUCACCGCCAUUGUCGCCUGUCCCCAGUCCUACCAGCCCUCACUCUGACAGUGAAGCCCUUACCAGACGCUACAAGAAGUCUCUCUUCUCCUCACACUCUGGCUUUCCCUUUCCUGUGAAGAAGAGGAUCUUGGAUUUGCAGAAAGCUUCCCAGAGGAAGCGUAUUUCUAGCGACAGCUCGGUUGCUGAGGUGCUCGCCCACAGUGAAUCACUCAGAGUCUCAAAGCCUCUGCUCAGCAGGACAGAUGCCAAGGUAGCCAGUGUACAUCGAUCGAAUACAACAGCAGCCGACUUUAAGCCAAUGUCUAAAGUGCCUGCAGCGCAGGGACCAACUCCAACGCAGUCAGCAUCAAUGUCAAGACCUGAGGAUGCCAGCACAUCAAGUGCAAGUUCAGAUGAGAGCCUUCUUCAUGCAGUGAAGAACAACGACCUACAGCAGUUACGAGAGCUGCAGAAAUCAGGUGCUAAUCUACUGGUGCGCGAUUCGUCGGGACAGACCCUCCUGCAUCAUGCUGUCAGCGAGGGAAACAAAGAGAUUGUGAAAUACAUCCUAGACAAUGCCUCUCCAGAGAUCCUGGACUUAACAGAGACAGAGAAUGGAGAGACUGUCCUGCAUAAAGCAGCUGCACUCCGACAUCGAACCAUCUGCCAUUUUCUAGUGGAAGCUGGGGCAUCCCUAAUGAAGACAGAUUUACAGGGGGACACGCCAAAAAAUAAAGCUGAGAAAGCCAAGGACCUAGAGCUGGCAGCCUACCUGGAAAACCGUCAGCACUACCAGAUGAUUCAGCGUGAGGAUCAGGAAACGGCUGUGUAAUCCCUGGCCGCGAGGAUGGCGAUGAAUCUCUCCCUCCUCUCCUGCCAGCUCCCUUCCACCCCACCCCAUCCUAGACCGUGCAUGCCUGCUGCCAUUUGUGACAACAUGGGGGAUUGCUGGCAACCCAAACGUUAGACCGGUCUGUGAAUGUCUGUGUUUAUUAUUACCCGGCCCCCUUCCUCUCCAUGCACCAGUGCUUAAGCCACAGACUGGAGCAUCAGAAGCCACAGUUUAAAAAGGCAUCAUGCCAGUUACUGCUUGUAAGCAGAGUCCUGAGGCAGUAGCAGCCAACAAGUUGUGUCUUGGUGGUGCAAAUAGGUGGAUAAGGUCAAGGGUUUUUAAUGAGGUUGUGUAGCCUCGACACUCACGUUAACUUUGUGAUGUUAAAUUACAUCCAGCUCAUGUGGCUUUAUGUACUUGGGACAAGCCCUCUGCUGUUGUCAUUGCCUGAGUGGUAGCAGAGGUAAUGAUAGCUGCAAAGCGAAUGCUCACUACCUUGUGAAAGGGCACGGUUUCUAGUGCAGGCUGAAAUAUUUAAUGUGGAAUCUGAUCACUCAGUGGCUGCCUUUGUAGAAGAAGACUACGUGGAAAAACUGCUCUAUAUUAGAACUUCUUAUCAAGAUGAUGCACAAUGUUAACUCAGAGAAGUCUGCUGCAAACUUACCAUCCGUUAAGGGCUUCUGUAAUGUUUACAGUGGGCAGGGCGGGUUUGCGAUUUAGUGACGUUGCAUCCAACAUCCAUUUACGGUUACUGGGGUGCAGGGCAGGAGACGGGAGCUGCUUUACAUCUGCAGGGUUAGAGAGGACUGAGAGAGGAAGAUGUAAGAGUGGCUGUUUUUUCUCCUGACAUCCAGGCUGUAAGCAGCUAAUUGAUUUGCUGGCUAGGAAUGGAGGCAGAUAUUUAAUAAAUACCCUAAAUAUGGUUGAUUUUAUUUGUUUUAAGUGAAACACUGUUUUCUUGUUUACUUUUACAUGGGCAUUUAGGGGGAAUAAAGUUUUCUUUUAAUGUUGUAGAUGAAAAAUUUCAGACAGGCAUUUAAAGACUUGCAAUCACCAUGCUAUAUAUGUUUUAGUGAGAACAGAGUCUUUGGCAAAAAGACUUAAAAGGGAAAUAGCUCUCUUUUGUCUCAUUCAAUGUACAAAAAUUCAAGCCGGUUAUAUGAGGGAUUUUUCAAGUUGGCACCAAGGUUUUUUGGUGAGGCCGAUAUUUUCUUGGCUUGUGUUGCUCACUGAGUCAACUGAAAUGUGACAGUCUGUAACCUGCCAGUUGCCACACUCUGGGCUGGUCCCAGGUUGCAUUGGCAGUCUGUGCAAUCUGCUGUUCAUCUGGGCUAAAUGAUGGCUUCAGAACCAUAGGGGAAAGAACAGCCAAAAACAAACAGCCAAGAUUCCCUUCCCUGGGUCAUCGCUGCACCAAAUGCUGCCACAUUAAGCAUGAAACCUUUCUUCAAUUCCUCAAAGAGAAUGUACACUUCAAACAGAUAAGCUGAAUGCUGUGUUGCGAAUCCCCAUGACAGAGGACCAAUCUGUAUGUAAUUUGGUUAGCUUUUAACUUGAUUCCUGUGCAACUUCAUUCUGCAGCACCUUACCAAUGAAUCCUUCUUCAAAUGAGAUAAUAUGGGAUCUUGUGGCAAGGAAUAUUUUUGAUAGUCUUUCAAAAUCCUAAUUGGAAUAUUUACUAUGCUUUCAAAAAACGUAUGCACUCCUGGAUUUGAGCUUUUCAGAAAGAAAACACAGCAUUGAACUGAUGCAGUCAGCAAUUUCAUUAUUUUACUAAAGUCUUUUGUUUACGCAGAGACUCAGGUUUCCCCAAAGGGCUUUAUGAACAAUGCCGAGUUUUUAAAACUGUUGAGUUACAGAUGGCAUUGAAGGAGAACCUUGGGCAGGAAAUUUCCAGAAACAGUGACAGUGACCAGAUAAUCUGCUUUAGUGUUGAUUGAAUAAUAAACCUUUGCCAGGAUUUUCAAGGAUAACCCCUGCAGUAGGAUCUCUUGUGAGAAGGCGGUUGGGACCAGCAGCUUACUGCUUCUUUACAAUAGGAGAUAUCCGACAGUGGGCAAUCCUGCAGAGGAACUGCUUUGCUGGAAUGUCAAUGCAGACUUUUGUAGUCAUGACUCUGGAGUGAAAUUGAAACCUAUCUUUUAGUCCACAUGAAGGGUCUCAACCAAGGCGUUGACUGUUUCCCUCCAGAAACGCUGAGUCGCUAUUAACUUGCCUUUUGCUUUAGAUUCCAGCAUUGACUGUUUCUUGUGUCAUGAGGUCAAGAGAGCUACUAACUGAGCCACAGCUGCCUCUCAUUUAUUGAGGUCCUUUUGUCAAUAGGUGUUCCAUUUUCAGAAAAGCUCCUCCCCUGUGCUCCCACAAAACAGCAACAGAAAAAAUGGUGAAUGAACAGAACAUGGAACUUGAAGAUAUCUGAAGGUUACACGGAUUUAAUGGAGCACUUUUACCCCCUUUGCUUCCUUUAGAUCUAUCCCUGAGAAGCUUUUGGUCACCCAUCAUAGCCCGCACUCCCCCCCCCACCCCCAAAUCUAUCUCCUUGUUUUGCUUUCCACAUCUCCUUGGGUUCCUCUGUUGGGUCAAAGGUGAUUGUUGCUGUUGAGAAUGAUGGCUUGUGAAGGGAGAUGACAGGUGGUAAGUGCUUGCCCUGAGAUCAGUCAGAUGUGAUUGCUUUUAGAUCCUGCAGGCUCACCCACGAAGUCUAAUGGACUCAGUUUCAAAAAGGUCUCUUUAACUCAGCAUGGUGGAGCAGUGUCUGUUUAAACUAUAUAUUAGGAUGCUCAAUCUUGCACACUGGUACUGUAUAUAUUGUAUUGUCAAGCAAGGCCUUAAGUCAACAGAGAUGGAUUUUCCUAACAAAAUGUCCAAUUUUGUAAAUGGAUAUUUGAUUCUGAAAUUUCUAUUAAUUGCUUUAAAUUAAUAUAUAUUGUAUGAUUUGACUUCAACAGAACACCAAGUUAGUACUGUUGUAGGAUAAGUGACAUUAUCAUUACAUUGAAUUAUUAUAGGAAAAAAAAAGCAGAGAUGAUUAUAUCUUUUACUUCAGUGGAAUGGAUAAGUGGAACGGUUACUUUACAGGCAGCUUAUGCGAAGUUGUCAGUCUUUUUUACCGCCAAAAAUUGAAAUUACCUUCAGUGUUUUUACGUACACUUGGAACAGGUUUAAAGUACAAAUGGUUUACAGUCACUGACCUUACCUGGAAAAGUAGCGUUGUGCUAGGAGGAAGGAGGAUUAUGAACCCCGCCACACCAUCCUUGAAACUAACACCCAGGACCUCCUAAUUCCCACAGGAAGAAAGUGGAACUCUACGUGAGCAGAAUGGAGACAGGCGGCUCCAACCUCUGCUGUCAUCUGUGUAAAUAUGUCCUUUGAACAAAACAUUUCUGUCUGGUUGUAAAUUUUCCAGAAUAGUACAAUUAUUGUAAUAUUCUAGUGAGGUUAUGUUGACGUAUCUGAUGGUUUACUAUCUGUGACUAUUUUUGUGUAUAAAUUACUACAAGCUCUUUUUUUUGUAGAUUGAUAUAACUUCAAAUAUUGGCAGUUGUUUUUUAUAUUUGCAUUUUGUGUGCGUGUGCAUUUUAGAAACAAAUGCCUUGAUUUGCCUGUCGUCGAGUGCAUUGGAUGCAGCUGCCUCGGUCCUACUUGAAAAUGUGAGCCAAGUCCCAGGGUGUUCUUCACUGAAGCAGUGUAUAGCCUUUAAAUCAACAUGUUGCAUGUCACAUGUUUCCAGAAUCAGAUAGUAUAAAAGGAUAGGGUUACCUCACAAAAGAAUACAUUUAAGAUUAAUACCCUUUGUUUUCUGAAGUCUCUCAAGAAAAAAAAGUGAUUUAGGGGUGUGAAUUAAAUGGUUAAUUUUUUACUGCACUGAUGUUGAAUGAGUCCUCCCAUCUUAAUAAUGACCUGCUAAUCACUCUGUAUAGUAAUGUCAUAUGAUAACCACUUCUCUUAAAUUUCUGUUUCUGUUCUAAGGACGAUAUUAAUUUAUUUUAAAAUGAGAGCCUGCAUUAGAGAAUUUAGAUUCCAAUAUGUUUUACAAUACUGUUUCCAGAAUAUUGGUUUUGAGGGAAUGGAUUCACAUGUUAGUAUGAACUAGUCAGUCAACACUAUAGACUGUAAAUGGCUUUCUAAUAUAUUUUACCGCUUUUAAAGUGCCUUAAUUUCUCCGACUCACAGUUGCUGCUUUUUCUCCAGUAUUUAAAUUAAUAUACCGCCACCCAACAGUCCUGCUGAUAGGAUCUGUCUUUUGACAGCCAAGCCAAUUUCCUUUUUUUUACUGCAUAAGGAUUCCCAACCAAAAGGUAGGCUCAUUCCCAGUACCUCUAGGGAAUAAAUAGAGCAAUAGGAAAAAUGUACGAGAGGUAUGACAGAAAAUGAGAAUAUUUCCAUACCUGGAAAUUUAGGGAAUCAAAGUUAAAGAUUGGGAGUAGGUAACAAGGUUGAACUAUGUAUCGGAUACUGACCUUCAACUUGUAAGGUCAAACUCAAUCUCUAUAUGUUUGGGGCACAGGAUUAGAUAGUUUUCUGGGGCACUGGUCCAGUUUUAAUCAGUUCAAGUAGAGGCCGUCAUUACAAAAUGUUACCUGAUUUCAGCACUACUAGAAAUCUCAGGAUGAGGAAAUCCCAGUGCAGGAGAUCAUAAUUGAGUAGGUGCUGAAUUGUGUCAGGUGCGGGGAAUUCACUCUGCACUUAUAAAUAGAAAAACUAAUUUGACAGAGUGUUGACACUGGGUGUUCCAUCACCUACCACAAUCCCACUUUGAUGAAUUAAGCAUAUAAAAUGAUUAAGAUCCUCAAGACAGUCACUUGAGAUCAUGGUAAUAUGGCAGAAGUGGAUGGACCUGUAGACUUAUUUUGGGGAAGACCUGAAAACCAUUAACCAUCAUCAUGCAAACUGCUCCUGGAGCAUUAAGCCAUUGAUAACUGAUAGAGUGUUAGUCCUAACAAUUCACCCUGCUACUAAGUGAUAGAGAGCCAAUCAUAAGCCUUUGUUGAGUUAGUAACACUGCAAUUUAUGCUCCAUUUCCCAUCAAUUUGCAGGAUAUGAAUCAACAGACCUAGCUACUUUUCUCAUACUAGGAACAUUACUAGCUUUUCUUUUGUGGGUCUUUUUGUAAGUAGAGAUCUGGAGGGCUAGAGUGGUUGUAAAUAUUGGCCAAAAUCCCUACUCCUCCUUAACCAGUCCAACUGUUUGACAUACUAUAAGAAUAGAAAUAGAAUUAGGCCAUUUAGUCCAUCAAGCCCCCUGGGGAUUUGAGAUGGUUUUGACCAGGUCAUAUGACCUAUUCUCUAAUGGGAAUUAUUUAAUGACUUCUUUAAUGAGAACUUGCUUACAUUUUUAGGAGUUUGCCAUUUUGCAAAGUACAAGGUUGAAUGGAAGGAAUUUUUUUAAGUUUUAGCCUCAUCUCCCUAUCACCCUCCUGGAUCCCUAUAAACAAUGGGAACAAGUGAACUGACAAAGUGACAUUAGGGAUAUCACUUUCAUUUUAGAGAAUGUGGUUUGUGUUAGAAUGAAAUCUUCAGAUAGGACAGUUAAGAUAUGACAAAAGGUGGCACUAAUAGCUGGUGUACAUGAAGCGUGGAUGGCAAUAUCAUUGCUGACUUAGUGAGCAACAAGCUGGGACUGGUAUAAAUGUCCUUUUACAGGGUUGCAUAUAAAUGGAUUGGAUUUUAUUUGCAUCAGACUGGACCAAUAAAAAGAAACAAAAA
Molecule: messenger RNA, 10334 nt
Organism: Mobula hypostoma (lesser devil ray)
Lineage: Eukaryota; Metazoa; Chordata; Chondrichthyes; Myliobatiformes; Myliobatidae
Gene: dgkza
Product: diacylglycerol kinase, zeta a
Exons: 36
Coding region: 643-4629 (1328 amino acids)
Biological process (GO): diacylglycerol metabolic process; lipid phosphorylation; regulation of synaptic transmission, glutamatergic
Cellular component (GO): nucleus
Molecular function (GO): ATP-dependent diacylglycerol kinase activity; protein binding
Source: RefSeq, a predicted model, not a curated record